Messenger RNA from Necator americanus (New World hookworm), 603 nucleotides. RefSeq lists its product as uncharacterized. Lineage: Eukaryota; Metazoa; Nematoda; Chromadorea; Rhabditida; Ancylostomatidae. The coding region runs from base 1 to 603 and encodes 200 amino acids. The record is from RefSeq and is a predicted model, not a curated record. The transcript has a single exon.
AUGAGGACUCUUAAGCUUCAACUCGACUACGUUCUGGCGAGGAACAUUCCUCAGUCAGAUAUCCGAAAAUCUAGAGCUGUUUGGGACGUCGUGUUCGACUCUGACCAUCGUUCAGUUCUUCGCAGCUUCAAGAUGCGGUCCCACAAGAGAAACCGAGGUUCCUCUUCAUCCGAAAAUCGACAUGGCAGGACUGAAAGACGAAGAAUGCAGAACGAAAUUUCGCGUAUGUCUAUUCGUGUUCGAGUACAUAUCUGGAAGAAGCUUAGCGAUGCGGAUUCCUUCACAAAGUGCAUCCAGGACGCUGCAAGGGAAACGCUCCCUAUUCUAUUGCCGCUGAAGAAGUUUGCCUUUGCAUCUGCGGAAACAAAAUCCAUGUACAAUUCUGUAUGUGUCGCGCGCAGCACUGGUGACUUCAACCAGGACAUGCGUCUUAGAAGGAAGCUGCGUCGUCAAUUGCAACAAGACCGCGAUAACGAGUGGACGUCAGGAACGAAGGAGUUUGAAAAGGCUUGGGAGGAUAAGAACCCGCGGAAAGCCUAUGUUUUACUAAAACAGUAUAGCGGCAAAAUUAAAAUAUGUUGUCCUGUCCUGCCGAAGAAGUAA